Electrophorus electricus (electric eel) is the source of this 6483-nucleotide messenger RNA. It is a transcript of the gene myh7bb, whose product is annotated as myosin, heavy chain 7B, cardiac muscle, beta b. NCBI's taxonomy places the organism in Eukaryota, Metazoa, Chordata, Actinopteri, Gymnotiformes, Gymnotidae. Gene Ontology annotation, molecular function: actin filament binding; ATP binding; microfilament motor activity. Gene Ontology annotation, cellular component: myosin filament; cytoplasm; myosin II complex. The record is from RefSeq and is a predicted model, not a curated record.
CAACUCUGACCUUGAGGGAGACAAUAAAAGCAGAUCGGACCCUGUGCCUUGGGCCAACCAAGCCAACUCCCAAAGAGCUUUCAGAGGUGCGCGAGAGUUAGCGCGGGGCCCGGAGUGUUCAGCAUGUCCCGCUUUACGCAGCUGGGGGAGUUCGGAGAGGCGGCCCCGUUCCUCCGGAAAACCAACCUGGAACAACUGGCUGCGCAGGCUCACGCUUUUGAUGGAAAGAAACGGGUCUGGAUCCCAGAUGAGAGAGAAGCUUAUAUUGAUGUGGAGGUCAAAGAAUCAGAUGGGGACAAAGCUAUUGUGGAAACCAGAGAUGAAAGGAUAUUAACAGUUAGAGAGGACGACAUCCAGUUGAUGAACCCUCCGAAGUUUGACUUGAUAGAGGACAUGGCAAUGCUGACUCACCUCAAUGAGGCCUCUGUUCUCUUCAACCUCAGUCGCCGCUAUAGUUUCUGGAUGAUCUAUACCUACUCGGGGCUGUUUUGUGUAACAGUGAAUCCUUAUAAGUGGCUCCCAGUCUACACUGCUGGGGUGGUGGCAGCAUAUAAGGGCAAGCGCCGGUCGGAAACGCCACCUCACAUCUACUCCAUAGCCGACAACGCUUACAACGACAUGCUAAAAAAUCGUGAAAAUCAGUCCAUGCUUAUCACCGGAGAGUCCGGUGCUGGCAAAACUGUCAACACGAAACGAGUAAUUCAGUAUUUUGCCAUUGUAGCUGCUAUCGGAGACGCAGCGGGCAAAAAAGGAGGCACACUUGAGGACCAAGUGAUAGAAGCCAACCCAGCUAUGGAGGCAUUUGGCAAUGCAAAGACUCUAAGGAAUGACAAUUCUUCUCGAUUUGGCAAGUUCAUUAGAAUACAUUUCGGUCCCACAGGAAAGCUGGCAUCAGCUGACAUUGACAUUUACCUUCUUGAAAAAUCUAGAGUGAUUUUUCAGCAACCAGGGGAGAGGAGCUACCACAUCUAUUACCAAAUCUUAUCUCACAGAAAACCAGAGCUUCAAGACAUGCUGCUGGUGUCAUCCAAUCCCUUUGAUUACCACUUCUGCUCUCAGGGUGUGACUACCGUAGAUAAUGUGGAUGAUGGAGGAGAACUACUUGCAACAGAUCAUGCCAUGGACACUCUUGGCUUCACUCCUGAGGAGAAAUAUGGCUGUUAUAAGAUUGUGGGUGCCAUUAUGCACUUUGGAAACAUGAAGUUCAAAGUGAAACAGAGAGAGGAGCAGGCAGAGGCUGACGGCACAGAAAGUGCAGACAAAGCCUCCUUCCUGAUGGGGAUCAACUCAGCUGAACUCAUAAAGGGCUUGCUUCACCCCAGGGUGAGGGUGGGAAAUGAGUACAUUGUGAGAGGCCAGACCGUAGAACAGGUGACCUAUGCUGUUGGCGCUCUGGCCAAAGCUACGUACGACCGCAUGUUUAAGUGGCUUGUCAGCAGGAUCAAUAAGACACUGUACACAUCCAUCCCUCGCCAGUUUUUCAUAGGGGUUCUGGACAUAGCAGGCUUUGAGAUCUUUGAGUAUAACAGUUUUGAGCAGCUGUGCAUCAACUUCACCAAUGAAAAACUGCAGCAGUUUUUCAACCACCACAUGUUCAUCCUAGAGCAGGAAGAAUAUAAGGCAGAGGGCAUUGAGUGGACCUUCAUCGACUUUGGCUUAGACCUACAGGCCUGCAUCGACCUCAUUGAGAAGCCGCUGGGUAUAUUGUCUAUAAUGGAGGAGGAAUGCAUGUUCCCAAAAGCCACAGACAGCAGCUUCAAAGCUAAACUCUAUGACAACCACCUAGGCAAGUCUCCCAACUUCCAGAAGCCAAAACCUGACAAGAAACGCAAGUACGACACCCACUUCGAGCUGAUUCACUACGCUGGUGUGGUGCCAUACAACAUAAGUGGAUGGCUGGACAAAAACAAAGACCCUCUCAAUGAGACUGUUGUAGGCAUCUUCCAGAAGUCGUCUAACAAGUUAAUGGCAAGCCUCUUUGAGCACUUUGUCAGUGUAGAUACAGGAGGGGAGCCAAAACCUGGAGGCAAGGAGAAGAGGAAGAAAGCGUCUUCAUUUCAGACUGUGUCACAAGUCCAUAAGGACAACCUCAACAAGCUGAUGACUAACCUGAGGAGCACUCAGCCUCACUUUGUCCGCUGCAUCAUCCCUAAUGAGACCAAGACUCCAGGCAUGAUGGAGCCAUUCCUGGUACUGCACCAGCUGCGCUGUAAUGGGGUUCUGGAGGGUAUUCGGAUCUGCAGGAAAGGAUUCCCCAACCGCAUCCUGUAUGCAGAGUUUAAACAGCGCUACCGCAUUUUGAACCCUUUGGCAAUUCCAGAAGACACAUAUGUGGACAGCAGGAAAGCUACAGAGAAGCUGCUCAGCUCGCUGGACAUUGACCACACUCAGUACAAAUUUGGUCACAGCAAGGUGUUCUUUAAGGCCGGCCUCCUGGGCCAGCUGGAGGACAUGAGGGACGAGCGGCUGGCGAAGGUCAUCACCCUACUGCAGGCUUUCAGCAGGGGCAAACUCAUGAGGACGGUGCGGAGGAGGAUGAUGCAAGAGAGGGAGGCCGUAAUGGUGAUCCAGUGGAACAUCCGGUCGUUUUAUGCGGUGAAGAACUGGCCGUGGAUGUGCCUCUUCUUCAAGCUCAAGCCCCUUCUGAGGAGCGCGUCCAGGGAGAAGGAGUUCGCCGCACUAAAGGAGGAGUUCCAGAAGAUGAAGGAGGCGCUGGAGAGAUCUGAGGCCAAGCGGAAGGAACUGGAAGAAAAGCAUGUCUCACUGGUGCAGGAGAAAAAUGACCUCGUCCUGCAACUUCAAGCUGAGCAAGAUAAUCUGACCGACGCAGAAGACAGAUGCAACAUGCUCAUCAAAGCUAAGAUCCAGAUGGAGGCAAAGUUGAAGGAGCUCAUAGAAAGAUUGGAAGAUGAAGAGGAGAUUAAUGCCAGCUUGCUCACUAAGAAACGCAAACUAGAGGAUGUGUGUGUGGAGAUGAAGAAGGAUCUGGAUGACCUGGAGAUGACCUUAGCCAAGGUGGAGAAGGAGAAACACGCCACAGAGAACAAGGUGAAGAACCUUAUGGAGGAGAUGGCAGUUCUGGAUGAGACAAUCCUCAAGCUGACUAAAGAGAAGAAGGCCUUUCAGGAUGCCCAUCAGCAGGCCCUAGAGGACCUGCAGGCGGAAGAAGACAAGGUCAACAUGCUGACCAAGGCCAAAAUCAAACUGGAGCAGCAGGUUGAUGAUCUGGAGGGUUCUUUGGAGCAUGAGAAGAAGGUGCGCAUGGAUCUUGAACGAGUCAAACGCAAGCUGGAAGGAGACAUAAAGCUUUCUAAUGAGUCAGCCAUGGACCUUGAGAAUGACAAACAGCAGCUAGAAGAUAGACUAAAGAAGAAAGACUUGGAAAUAAGUCAAAUCACCUCCAAGAUAGAAGACGAACAAGCCCUGGUGCUUCAGCUUCAAAAGAAAACAAAGGAAUUGCAGACUCGUACAGAGGAGCUGGAGGAAGAGCUGGAGGUCGAGAGGGCGGCUCGAGCUAAGGCCGAGAAGCAGCGCACGGACGUGUGCCGGGAGCUGGAGGAGCUGAGCGAGCGGCUGGAGGAGGCCGGGGGAACCACCGCAGCCCAGAUCGAGUUAAACAAGAAGCGGGAGACGGACUUCCUGAAGCUACGCAGGGACUUGGAAGAAGCCUCUCUCCACCACGAGGCCACGGCGGCCAUGCUGAGGAAGAAGCACGCGGACAGCGUGACCGAGCUGGGUGAGCAGCUAGACAGCCUGCAGAGGGUCAAACAGAAACUAGAGAAGGAGAAGGCGGAGGCCAGGAUGGAGGCAGAGGAUCUGGCUUCGAACCUAGAGCAUCUCUCCAGGGCCAAGGCCGCAACGGAGAAGAUGUGCAGGGUGUACGAGGACCAGCUGAACGAGUCCAAGGCCAAAGUGGAGGAACUUCAGCGGCAGCUGAUGGAUGUCACUUCUCAAAAUGCCCGGGCCCAGACGGAGAGCACUGAGAUCAGCCGUAGACUGGAGGAGCGGGAGGUCCUGGUCAUGCAGCUUCAGCGUUACAAGUCAUCCCUCACCCAGAAUGGGGAGGACCUGAAGAAACAUCUGGAGGAGGAGUGCAGGGCGAAGAACGCUCUGGCUCACGCGCUGCAGUCAUCCAGGCAUGACUGUGACCUGCUGAGAGAGCAGUUUGAAGAGGAGCAGGAAGCCAAAGAUGAACUGCAGCGGGCAUUAUCCAAAGCCAACACUGAGCUUGCUCAGUGGAGGACCAAGUACGAGACUGAUGCCAUCCAAAGAACAGAGGAACUGGAGGAGACCAAGAAGAAGCUGGUGGCCCGGCUGCAAAAUUCAGAGGAGGCCAUAGAGGCCUCAAAUGCCAAGUGUGCCUCACUGGAGAAGACCAAGCAGCGGCUGCAGACUGAGAUCGAGGACUUGAUGAUCGACCUAGAACGCUCCAACGCUGCUGCAGCCGCACUGGACAAAAAGCAGCGCAAUUUUGACAAGGUGUUGUCAGAGUGGAGGCAGAAGUUGGAAGAUACACAGGCGGAGCUGGAGAGCUCUCAGAGAGAGUCCCGCAGUCUGAGCACCGAGCUCUUCAAGCUGAAGAAUUCCUACGAGGAGGCCAUUGACCACCUGGAGACUGUCAGCCGGGAGAACAAGAACCUGCAGGAGGAAAUCACUGACCUGACUGAGCAGAUUAGUCAAGAAGGUAAGACCAUCCAUGAGCUAGAGCUAACGAAAAAGAACCUGGACCAAGAGAAGAGUAAUAUCCAGGCAGCUCUGGAGGAAGUAGAGGGCACGCUGGAGCAUGAGGAGACGAAAACCCUGCACGUCCAGAUGGAGCUCAGCCAAGUCAAAGCUGAGGUUGACCGGAAGGUAGCGGAGCGGGAUGAAGAGAUAGAAAAUCUCCGGCGGAACCACCAGCGGAUUCUAGAAUCCAUGCAGACAUCUUUAGAUACAGAGGUCCGAGCCAGAAACGAGGCCAUCAGGGUGAAGAAGAAGAUGGAGGGAGACCUAAAUGAGAUGGAGAUUCAACUGAAUCAUGCCAACAAACAGGCUGCUGAAUCCCAGAAAUUAGUUCGCCACCUGCAGGUUCAGUUAAAGGAUGUGCAACUGGAACUCAGUGAGUCUCUGCACCAGUGUGAGGACCUGAAGGAGCAGGUGGCAAUGACAGAGCACAGGAACACCUUACUGGCCACAGAGAUGGAGGAGCUCCGCUUAGCCGUCGAACAAACUGAGCGACUGCGCAAAGUCGCCGAGCAUGAGCUGCUGGAGUCAACCGAGAGAGUGAACCUAUUACAUGCGCAGAACAUGGGGGCGCUGAACCAGAAGAAGAAGCUGGAAAGCGAUCUCUCCAUGCUGGCCGGCGAGGUGGACGAGGCUAUGCAGGAGUGCCGCAGUGCUGAGGAGAAGGCCAAGAAGGCCAUGACCGAUGCAGCCAUGAUGGCAGAGGAGCUGAAGAAAGAGCAGGACACUAGCUCCCAUCUGGAGAGGAUGAAGAGGAACAUGGAGCAGACCAUCAAAGACCUGCAGAUGCGGCUGGAUGAGGCGGAGCAGAUUGCCCUGAAGGGUGGCAAGAAACAGAUCCAAAAACUGGAAACCUGGGUCAGGGUGCUGGAAGGACAGCUGGACUGUGAGCAGAAGAAGAGUGGAGAAUUCCAGAAAGGAAUACGUAAACAUGAGAGGAGGAUCAAAGAGCUUACAUACCAGACGGAAGAGGACAGAAAAACUCUGCUGAGGAUGCAGGACCUGAUCAGUAAGCUUCAGACUAAAGUGAAGAGCUACAAGAGACAAGUGGAAGAGUCCGAGGAACAUGCCAACUCCAACAUGGCCCGCUUCAGGAAGAUCCAGCAUGAGCUGGACGACGCCGAGGAGAGAGCUGACAUGGCCGAGACCCAGGUCAACAAGCUGAGAGUGCGCACUCGAGAGACACACGUCUUCAAGAUCACAGAGUAAGGAACAAGCCCAAAAGUGUUCAAAAGGACUUCACAGAGUGAUGUAACAUGUGUCAAGCUACUUCUGAUAUUUGGUUUACACAACACAAUGGAAAAAAGCACUUAAUGUAAUGCUUAUUUGUGAUCACUGCAGACAUUUAUUUAGUGGUAGAAUUAGGGCAUGCAUACAUUAACACAGUGGGUUUUAAAAGGCCUGGGGACCCCAAGCCAGAGACCCAUUUUCCUGAUCAGACCGUCUAAAACAAUAAUUUUGAAAUAAAAACAUUAGGAAUGAUUGGCUUUUGAUUUUAUACUACGAAAUGACAUCUCAAAAGAGCUGCGAGGUUUAGGUUAGAGGCUGUUUAAUAACCACCUACUAUCUGGUACAUCACACCCGACGUUUUCUUAGGGUUUUUGAGGACUGCUUCCUGAAGCAACUGUAUUUUUGAAAGGGUUAGGGUCAAUUGACCUUUAGCAUAGUAUAAAUAUCAUAAUAAAUAAUGAAAUAUUACAUUUGACCAUUUUUCUUCGAUAUAAAACUCCAGAAUUAAAAAAAUAAAAACAUUUUGGGAUA